Cladocopium goreaui is the source of this 1428-nucleotide messenger RNA. Lineage: Eukaryota; Dinophyceae; Suessiales; Symbiodiniaceae. The record is from the annotation of a GenBank genome assembly.
AUGCCGUCCGCACGUCCCUUGGGCGAGGUGAUCGACGACCUUGGGGUUGGAUCAUACCAAGUCCUGGUGGUGAUGUUUUGCUCUGGGCUAAUGCUGGCAGAUGGGGCCAUGAUGCUGAUGAUCUCCUCUAUUGUGGGAGCUUUGGAUCAAGAGUUCCAAGCGGGUGAAAUCACCAGAGGAGUCCUUGUGUCGAUGUCUUUUGGCGGGAUGCUGGUGGGUAACUUGAUGAGUGGACCGCUGAGCAGCAGGCAUGGGCGCUGGUGGGUAUGCAUGGCUUCCACACUUUUGCUGAGCUUCUUUGGGCUGGUUUGUUCGAUAGUGAAGACCUUCCCUCAGCUCUUUGUGGUGCAGAUCUGCCUGGGCCUGGCCAUCGGCGUGGGAGGCCCGGCCUCGGUGACCUUUCUGACGGAGGUGACGCCCACCAAGCAGCGGGGGGUCAUCAGCAACAGCACGGGCUUCGCCUUCAUGCUUGGUGAAGUCUGGACGGCUGCUGGACUGCUUCUCUUCAUGCCGGACAUGAAGGGACCUUGGAGAUUGCUUUGCAUUUGGGGCGUCUUGCCCGCACUGCUGGUCACUCCAAUUGGUUUGCUCAUCCACGAAUCCCCAAGCUGGCUGCAGCUACGACAACGCCAACAAGAGCUACGGAGUGUGUUGGUGAAGAUCCAGUACCUUCACAGGAAGUCCGAGGUCAGUAUUCUCGUUCAGCCCUCAUCCUUUUCCGCAAUCUCAUCCUGCGGUGCUUUCAAAAGCUUGAUGCAUUUUCAGCACUACAGGACUGUCACCCUCUCCAGUUCUCUUGCCUUCAUCACAAACUACCUCUUCUACGGCACGACUUUUGCAUUCACGCAGAUAUUUGCAGAGGUAGAUGGCGAUUGGACUUCACCAGCCAUGGAAAUGCUGAUCAUCGCCAUGGCCGAGUUUGCUGGACUCAUGUUAGCCUGGCUCCUUUUGUUGCAUCCUACCAUGGGUCGGAUUGGCAUGUUGCGGCUCUUCAACUGCCUGAGUUUCCUCUUCAGCGCUGCCUUGGUUUCGGUGCUUCUGCGAAACUUUUUGGUGGCAGAUCCUGCUGCUUAUGGCCUCAAGGCAGUGGUCAGUGGAAUGUUCACCAUUGUCUACCUCUACAUUAGUGAAGCCUUGCCAGUGGAGAUUCGAGCAGUUGGUGUGGGCUUCUGCAUGAGCGUGGGUCGUUGUGGUGCUGUGGCGGCACCAGCGGUUUUCAGUAUCGGUCAGCAUGUCAUGGGCAGCGCUUCUCCCUUCAUCACAAGUAUGAUGGUCUUGUCAGCACUAGGCUUUCUGGCAGCGAGUCACUUGGUGGUUGAGACCCGAGACAAGCCGCUGGACACGCCCUGCUUGGAGAUGUCCAUUCGAUCAGGACAGGGGACCCGCUGUGCCCCUGUGCGCGGCAGAGCCCUUUCAGUUGAUGCUUGA